Nasonia vitripennis (jewel wasp) is the source of this 1173-nucleotide messenger RNA. RefSeq names its product odorant receptor 204 (gene Or204). Gene Ontology annotation, molecular function: odorant binding; olfactory receptor activity. The record is from RefSeq and is marked inferred. Bases 1 to 1173 code for a protein of 390 amino acids. The transcript is spliced from 9 exons. Gene Ontology annotation, biological process: detection of chemical stimulus involved in sensory perception of smell; sensory perception of smell. Gene Ontology annotation, cellular component: plasma membrane. Lineage: Eukaryota; Metazoa; Arthropoda; Insecta; Hymenoptera; Pteromalidae.
AUGGAAAAAGAAAACGAUUGCAUCCGUGCAUACUACAAAUUGAACAAAUUUUCCAUGACAUUACUCGGUCAUUGGCCUUACCAAUCUGAAAAUUCUGUAAAAAUCGUAACUUUUCUUUGGAUAUUUCAGCACCUCAGCAUUCUACUACCCGAACUAAUAAAGUUCGUGGAGAUUCGAAAUAACGUCGAUUAUGUCAUUCUAGCUUUCUCUCCGAUUAUAUACAAUAUAGUUGUUGGUAUAAAAUUUGUAAAUGGUUCUCUCAAUAGGCAUAAGAUAAAAAUAACAUUAGAUACGAUUCAGAGCGAUUGGAAGAGUCUACGUACUGAAGAAGAAGCGCGAAUUUUAGCGAACUACUCUUCGUUUGGAAAACUAUGUACUGUUGGAUGGGCCUGGAUAUGCACCACCACGAUAAUCUGCUACUUGUUGUUUCCCUUCACACCAUUCGUUCUGGAUCUAAUAAGACCAUUGAACGAAACGAGACCCAGGCAACUAAUUUAUAUGGUGGAGUUUUUCAUCGACGAGGAUAAAUAUUUUUACGAAAUUCAAAUUCACUCGUACGCAACGACUCUCAUUGGAUUCAUACCCCUCAUUUCCAUAGAUACCUUUUACGCCGCCAGUGUGCAACACGCUUGUGGGAUGUUCGCUAUCCUCGGACAUCGCCUCAGAAGGAUUAACGGUGCGAUGAGCAAGUCGAAAAAAAGAUCGGACGAGGAUGCCUACCGAGAAAUAGUUUCUUGCGCGAUUCAGCACGACAAGAUACUUCAAUACUGCGAUAAUCUCAACGACACGUACACCGACUCCUUCUUCUACAUCAUGGGCUGCAACAUGAUUAGCCUGAGUUUCUGCGGAGUUUUGCUCAUACUGAUGUGGGGUCGUAUCUACGACAUGUUGAGAAACGGGAUAUUCACGUUCGCGCAAAUAUUUCAUCUCUUCUAUUACAGUUUUCAGGGGCAGGUUUUGUCGGAUCGAAGCCUCAUGAUAAGCGAUUGCGUAUACGAUUCCGAGUGGUACACGGCGUCGCUGAGAACCAGGAAAAUCAUGACGAUGGUAUCCAUGCGCAGCUUGAAGCCUUUCCUGCUCACAGCAAAAGUUUAUGUCAUGUCAUUGCCAAAUUUUACACUGGUAAUAAAAACAUCCAUGUCGUACUUUACGGUUCUAAAAUCUUCUCGAUGA